AUGUCAGACUUUCUAGAACGGUUUUCUGCCAAUCUCCAGGCAAAGAUUCGUGAAAUAAUUGCCAAGGUACCAGAAUCAGAGAAUGUGUUUCGAGAAGUUUUCCAUUUUGGACAAAUUAACGUGAACGAUUUUGCAGAUAAUAACAAGAAACGUAAAGUAUCAUCGGAUAACAGUUUAGCUGUUUCUGCUGGAGACCUGAUUUUUGAACUACAAGACGUUUCCGUGCUUUCACCGUUGCGCAAAAAACUGACAUUGACUAUUUCGAUAGAGGAAAAUAGUCAAUUGCCCAUGAUUGCUUUUAAAAAGAAUGAUACCAUUGAGCAUAUCGUAAGAGACAUCAAAAACUCAAUAAAGUUUGCAGCAUUUUUACCUUUCCCCGAGAAGAAGAACUUGGAAUAUCUAUAUAUCUAUUACGAAGAAAGAGAAGGAAACAAUAACGAUCCAAUUUUAAUCACAUUGAAUAAAGACCAAACAUUAAAACAAUUCAAGGAAAGGAGCAUUUUAACGGAGGAGGAAAGCAAUUUUCAGGUAGUAAUUGAUUAUAUGAGACGCCAGGCAAUUCUAACCGGAUUUCGUAUCUCAGAUCCUUUUUCGCCUUCUGUAAUGGAGUCUCACCAUUCGUUUUUCGUAGAUUGCCAUAGAGGGAGCAAGGAAGGUUCAUUAUUCUUUUUGCCAGAACAUAUAUUAUUUGGGUUCAAAAAACCUAUUCUAUUGUUUGAAUCUAAAGACAUAGAUGCGAUAACAUAUUCAUCUAUCACUAGGUUAACAUUUAAUGUUACACUAAUCCUUAAAAAUGGAGAAAAGUUCGAGUUCUCUAUGAUCGAUCAGAAUAAGUUUAGUGAAAUUGAUGAUUAUGUUAAGAGGAAACAAGUUCAAGACAAAUCUAUGAGCGAUGAAUUAAAAGCUAAGGUUACAAAGUCUAGUCAAGUGGUUGAUCAAUCUGCAUUGAAAGAAGCAUUAGAAGAAUCUGGGGCCUUAGAUGGUAUGAAUGCAGAUUCUGAUGAUGAAAACGAUAAGAACUUUGAAGAUGAAAGCGAUCUAUCAGAUGGAAGUAAUAGUUCUAACGAGGAAGAAGAAGAAGAAGAAGAAGAAGAAGAAGAGGAUGACGAAGAAGAAGAAGGAGAAGAAGGAGAAGACAAAGACGAAGAAUCAAAUGAUGAUGAUCAGUGGAAUAGUAAGGAGAAAGGGAGCGGGCAGAGUUCGGUAAAGGAUCCUGAACAACAAAAUAUCGAAAUAGAUCACGACUUAGAGUCACAACAGGGUAAAUCCACUAGCACUACCAGUCCAAGAAAUAACUUUUCGAUGGAAAUGGAUGAAUUCCCUAGCCUUCUUAAUGAAAAUGAGCUGAUACAAGAUAUUCCAAUAUCUAUGGACGACGACGAAGAGGAGGACUCAGGUGUAGAGUAUAAUUAA
Kluyveromyces marxianus DMKU3-1042 is the source of this 1413-nucleotide messenger RNA. It is a transcript of the gene RTT106, whose product is annotated as Rtt106p. The record is from RefSeq and is a predicted model, not a curated record. Bases 1 to 1413 code for a protein of 470 amino acids. NCBI's taxonomy places the organism in Eukaryota, Fungi, Ascomycota, Saccharomycetes, Saccharomycetales, Saccharomycetaceae. Gene Ontology annotation, molecular function: nucleosome binding; histone binding. The transcript has a single exon.